AUGGCACCUAAAACUAAAGUUGAAUAUGUUGUUCUAAAACUUACAUAUUCCAUAUCAAUGCAUCCUCAAUCCUGUCCUCAAAUUACAGUGUCACGCAGGAAGCGUUCACCAUGUGACUCCAUACCUCUAGUUAAUGAUUGGUUUGAUCGCAUAAUGACUCAAGAGAAAUCGACUAUACCAUCCACCGCAAAGGUACGUUAUUGUGAGUGGAAUAUUACUUCGGGCAAUGAAGAUUUAUUUAAGGCAAAUGGUCAUCGGUUUGAAAACAUGUAUUUUAUAAUGGGCAAAGAAUCCGUACAUUCGAUGUUCUAUAUGUGCGAGCAUAUAAAUAUGGAAGGACGUCUUUCUUUAACUGCACAUAUUUGCCGCUGCUGUUUCAACAAUGAGUUUGAAAUUGUGGAAUCCGUUAAGGGCUGGCUGAUGGAAAUGACUGGUUGUAACUAA
Calliphora vicina (urban bluebottle blowfly) is the source of this 444-nucleotide messenger RNA. RefSeq lists its product as uncharacterized. NCBI's taxonomy places the organism in Eukaryota, Metazoa, Arthropoda, Insecta, Diptera, Calliphoridae. The record is from RefSeq and is a predicted model, not a curated record. The transcript is spliced from 3 exons. The coding region runs from base 1 to 444 and encodes 147 amino acids.